Diaporthe amygdali is the source of this 1788-nucleotide messenger RNA. Its product is annotated as alpha/beta-hydrolase. The transcript is spliced from 3 exons. NCBI's taxonomy places the organism in Eukaryota, Fungi, Ascomycota, Sordariomycetes, Diaporthales, Diaporthaceae. The coding region runs from base 1 to 1788 and encodes 595 amino acids. The record is from RefSeq and is a predicted model, not a curated record. Gene Ontology annotation, molecular function: dipeptidyl-peptidase activity.
AUGCCUAAUCCGAUCAAACAUGACAUUCUCACAGUCGAUAAAGUUUCGUUCCCUUACAUCUUAGAGCAGAAUGUGACGGUGACACCGAAGACCGUCAGAAAAGGAGGUCUUAUUCGAUGCAAUGUCUUCCGGCCCAAGACUACUGAUAGAGUUCCUGUCAUUAUGACCUACGGGCCGUACGGGAAGGACACGCACACCUCAGAGUUCCUGCCUCACUCUUACGAAGACAUAAACCCAAAGCAGAAAUCUGAACAUGCCUGCUUCGAGGUUCCAGACCCUAAGUACUGGACCUCGCAAGGCUUCGCAGUUGUACGUGCCGACGAGAUUGGCAGUGGGCAAUCGCCAGGGUUCUUGGACCCCAUGUCAGCCCAAACCUCGGACGCUUUUGCAGAGCUUAUAGAAUGGGCUGCCGACCAGCCAUGGUCUACCGGGAGGGUUGGGCUUCUUGGUAUAAGCUACUACGCCGGUAGCCAAUGGAGAGUCGCUGCGCGUCGCCCUCGUGGUCUUGCCUGCAUUAUUCCGUACGAGGGUAUGGCCGACUAUUACCGCGACCGUUGCCGCCAUGGUGGAAUCUUGCUGGAACCCUUCCUCCAGUUCUGGAUGGGGAAACAUGCUAGACUUAACCAGUACGGUUUCCCCGGGCGCUCCAAGAUCCAGCGAGGUCCCGACACUAUCGAAGGCGACCUCAGCGUAGAGGAAUUAGAGGAGAACCGAGCCGACCAGGACAUCGACAACUUGCAUGCAUUCUUCCGAGAUGACGAAUACUAUGCCUCUAGGGACUACAAUCUCGAAGAUAUUGAGGUUCCCGUGUUGUCGUUCGGAAACUGGAGCAACAUCGUAGUCCAUCUCCGCGGCAACAUCGAGGGUUACAUGCUCGCAGGGUCGCGCUACAAAUUCCUCCGGAUAGGGAGUGGCCGUCACGAUCUGCCUUUCUACUCUGACACAGAGAUCGAGGCGCAGAGAAGUUUUCUUUUUGCUUUCCUCAAGGACGAUGAUUAUGCUGGCUGGACAGAGGGGCGGCAACCUAAGGUCACCUACCAGGCUCGAAAGGGCCCAUUCGAUCACAAGAGCCUUAAGUCUGCCACAGGACAGAUGUAUCCAUGGCGAUCUGCGCCAGAGUGGCCGCUGCCUAGUACCAAGUAUACCAAUUACUACCUGAGCCCCGACCUGACCUGGUCUCCUCAAGUGCCUGCCGUGGAGGUUCACGAGAGGCUCUCGUACCCAGCGAUGUCGACUACCAAAGAUCCAAUUUUCCACCGCUUCACCACUGCUCCGUUUGAGAAGGAGACCGAGAUCACCGGCCAUAUCGUUGCCCACGUCAACGUUUCAGUGACCCGCACACCUGGAGGCACUGUCCCAAAAGACAUCGACGUCUUCGUGGUUGUACGCCAGUGGGACGCCGAAGGCAACGAAAGAGUGUUUACUGGCACGAUCGGAGACGCGGCAGCUCUGACCAGGGGGUGCCAGAGAGUGAGCUUGCGCAAAGUCAACAAGGAGCACCCACACCACCGUGAAUAUCGGCCCCAUCGAGAUUACUUCUCCACGGAUGUCCUGCCAGUCAUACCUGGGGAGGUUUAUCCUGUGGACAUUGAAAUCUGGCCAACCAACGUCGUGCUGCUGCCUGGUGAACGCAUCUCUGUCGAGAUUAGCGGGGGAGAUACAGGGGGACUCGGACCUUUUACUCAUGAAGGCGGAGAGAGGACGCAUGAGCGGUUUGGAGGGAUGAACCACCUCCACUUUGGACCAAACUACUUGAACUAUAUUACUCUUCCCAUCAUCUAUAGUUAG